Molecule: messenger RNA, 783 nt
Organism: Aspergillus glaucus CBS 516.65
Lineage: Eukaryota; Fungi; Ascomycota; Eurotiomycetes; Eurotiales; Aspergillaceae
Exons: 2
Coding region: 1-522 (173 amino acids)
Source: RefSeq, a predicted model, not a curated record
AUGAGCGAUAUCCCUUCCCAGCCCAGCACCCCGGCCGAGUGGCGGGAGUUUUCACAAAGUGAGAUAGUAAAAACCAUUACAUUGAGGCAAGAACGAAGAUUAAAGCAGAACACUGUUAUCGAGCUGGAUGUCUAUCUCGAUGAAUCGAAGAUUGUGAACCCAUCAGUCCAACUACAGUACUUGUAUGCCGAUGUCUUUGCUUUCAUACAGUCAGAGAUUACGAUAGUACCUGUGGCGUACACCGAUAUUCAGGUUAUUGCAAGGGUUCUCACAGCCGACCAGUCCGUUCACCUGAGCUUAUCGCCUGAUGUUUCCGGAUUCCGGCUUUGGAUUUUUGCCUCCAUCCUGGACCAGCUAGUUUCUGUGUCCGUGGCCGGUGAAAAGCCAAUUGUUCUAGAACUAGGUCCAGGAACGGAGAAUAUGGGGGUGAGACUGAGCGUCUUUCCGGGCGAAAUUAACCUGGAGUACAAGAGUGUUACAUCACCAUUAGUAUAUGAUGUUUCGGGAGAUAGGUGGAUCUAAUAACAUACGGCUUCAAAAAAUUCCGAUGCAGGACGAAAAAACCAGGAAAGCUUUGGAACACCUUUUGUGUGCUGUAGAGAGGUGCACCGGCGAAGAAAAAAGGGGGACAGGAAUCAAAAUUUCUGCUUCUCCCAGACCAUCUGGGCCAUCGUUCUGAUAUCAGUGUCACUGAACUCUAUUUCUUCUUUUUCGCCGCGACCUGCGUCUCGAAGGAAGAGGUCCCUAAACGACAAAACAAGCGGGCCGCUGAUCACGACAGCU